AUGCUCAUCAAGACGUCGUACCGGGACGUGCCCACCAAGUCCGGCAAGCCAGGGACCAUUCGGAUCUACAUCAUUGAGCCCUCGCUGCCUUCCUACCCGCAAGCCAAGUUCCCAGGCUGUGUCGUCUUCUCCGAGAUCUACCAGGUCACCGGUCCCGUUGAGCGCUUUGCGAGCAACAUCGCCUCCGAGGGGUAUAUUGUGGCGCUGCCGAGCUCGUUCCAUGAGUUUGAGGGGCCGGAGGCUAUCCCGUAUGAUACGGAGGGGACGGAUAGGGGGAACCGGUAUAAGGCGGAGAAGACUGUAGAGGCGUAUGAUGAGGAUGCUACCCUGUCGGUGGACCUCUUGAUGUCGCUGGAGAACUGCACUGGGAGAAUAGCAUCAACCGGGAUGUGCUUAGGUGGACAUUUGGCCCUGAGAUGCGCAUUCGACCCUAGGAUUCAGGCGACCUUCGGCUACUUCGCGACAGACGUACACUCCGCAACUUUGGGCGCUGGUCAGUCGGACGAUACACUAAUCAAGAUCAAGAAUGGUGAUCUGUCCGGAAAGGGCGAAAUCACGCUCGUAUUCGGAAAGCAGGACACCCACGUCGAUAGGAAGGCCCGGACACUAAUUCGAGAGACGCUAGACGAUGCGGGCGUCACAUGUACGUUCAUGGAGGUCCAGGCGCAACAUGCGUUCAUUCGAGACGAAUCCUCAAAAGGUCGCUGGGACGCAGCACUUUCCCGGUCACUGUUCGCUAUAAUGAUGGAGCAAUUCAACAGGCUGGUGGCGAGGGAUCUGGGACCGGUGAAGGGGGGUCAGGCCAAGCUGGAGCAUGUCUGCUAG
Messenger RNA from Dioszegia hungarica, 825 nucleotides. Its product is annotated as putative carboxymethylenebutenolidase. The record is from RefSeq and is a predicted model, not a curated record. The transcript has 6 exons. Gene Ontology annotation, molecular function: hydrolase activity. NCBI's taxonomy places the organism in Eukaryota, Fungi, Basidiomycota, Tremellomycetes, Tremellales, Bulleribasidiaceae. The coding region runs from base 1 to 825 and encodes 274 amino acids.